CCCCUGCGUGCGCAUGCGUGGAAGAAGAAGCUGAGCCUAUGUUUUGCCCUCGGCCAUGGUCGUGUCCUCUGUCUCCCGCUUUGCGUCCAAAUACCGCCCAGCGCCUCUAGCGAGCUUGCCGCCUCAGCUGGACCCCAACGAAUACCAAUGGACCCCCGAGAAACGCCGCGCGGAAGCCGAGCGGGUCGCCCUCCGCUCCCGCAUCAAGCGCGACUACUUCCUGCGGCUCAAUGACCCUCGGCGGACGCAGCUCCUCGAAGAUCCUGCUGUAAUUCGUUGGGAUUAUGCCAGAAGGCAAAACGUGUAUCCUAGUUAUCGUUUUACUCCUAAAAGUUCCCUAUUGAGUCUUCUUUGGGGAGCAGGGCCCUUUGUUUUCUGGUAUUAUGUCUUGAAAACCAAUAGGGAUUAUAAAGAAAGACUCAAAUCAGAAGGCAGAUAUGACGAGGGAUUCCGUACUGGCUAUUAAGUCUAUGUGUGAAAAUUAUGUAUAAAAAUCUUGCUGGAGAAACUUUAUUUCUCUGUAAGUCUACUUUCAAAAUAAACCUUACUAAAUAAAUUAUGGUUUAUUUCAUGUCAAUAGUAUUACUUUAUAGAGAGACCUGAUGAAUUAAUAACAAUUUUUAUUUUUUAAAAUAAAGCAAACUAUUUCUUUUUCUCCUUCCCAGUUCCCAUAAUGGCCUGCAAUUAUGUCAUUGAAAUCCAACCCUUAUAUGAUUGAUUUUCCAUAUCCCUAAGAAUUUUUUUAAAAAAAAUUAAAAAAACUAUUUAGACAUUUGAACAUAAUGUUCCUUUAAUUUCUUAGUUCAACGGGAUGUGGGUAUUUUCAUCUUGAACUGUUCACAUCAUAAUUUAUGGGUUUGUUUCAAGUAUUUGAUAAAUUCCUUUCUCAUAACAGUUCCUACUGUAUUAGUGACAAUGGAGAAAAAUUUACAUUGUAGUUGCAUCUUUAUGUUUCUGUCUGACAGAUCCAUUGCUUUUUUAAAAUGUGUUCUAAACUUUCUCUAACCUGGUUCAGAUGGUGUGAAGGAAUUCUCACAGAAAUACUGCACUGUGCAGAGUAUUUUGAAUAAAAAUGUAACUGUACAAUACUUCAGAUUCAGAAUUAUAAAGGGUCCAUGAAGAGGAUCCAAAAUGGUGACAAACUAGCAGCUUUGGAAAUAAGCUUUCAGUUGUACGUCUGGCUUAACCCAGCACUCCAAAAUGCCACACAAAGGCAAGAAAAGAACCACACAAGACCUAACAAAGUUACUGGAACCCAUAAAUCUUAACAACCUAGAGUCAUAAAGUGCUUCGGAGUCAGCAACCUGUUGUUAAACCAGUAGGAUCCCACCCCUGCCGACCUGGGAUUUAACUUGGCACAAGUCCAGGUUACUUGAUGAACUGUCUCAUCCCAUUGGAACAGGCCCACCCACUUGCAUUGGCAGAGGAGGUAUGCUGUGGGCCCAGUCAUUCAGUCUGUCAAGGAAUCCCAGUUGGCACAGUCCAGGAGAAGAGUGGCUCCUGCCCUGUCGACCAUCGUGCCAUUUGAGAUGAGGUUGACUCCCUCUCUUCUGACCUUCUGUAAGGCCUGAAGACCUUGCUCUGCCAGAUGGCUUGAUGACCCAGCGAGGGCAUCAUGCUGGAUGUGAUAGAUGAAUUAAGAGGCAAUCCCACUUUCUCCUCCUGCACAUCCUGUUCCUUCCAUUUUUAACUAUAAUUCUAUUUUUCAUUGUAGUUUCUAUUUUUCUUGUCUUAAAAAUAUUUUUCUUUUAUGAUUUUAAUGUUUUUAAUGCUGUAAGCCACUCAGUCACUUUGAAACGGGAUGGGCAGGAAAUAAAGUUAAUAAAUAAAUGUGUGUAUAUUUCAGUCUGUAGCAAUAUAUAGCCCUAAUAAUCACCACUUUAAUUUGUUUGAUGGGCAUGGUAGUAAUUAGUCCGUAUAUAGAUCUUGUUCAAAAACAUGAAUUGACACAAUUAUUAUUCCUUUGUUUGCAUCCAUUUUUUUCUGUAUAGUUAUUUCAUAUACAACCCAGGAUAAGCUGCCAUGUGGAAAUACCUCUUGAAAGCUUAGCAGUGUGUGAAUAAAUGUUAUCAACAUUUAUCCCUGCUAUCGCUAAACAAAUUAUUCUAGCUUAUCUAGCUCUUUCCUAACGGCUAUCAGAAAGGCAGCAUCUCAACUCUACUUGAGUUGCACUUGCAACAACCCUUACAAAAGUAGAUCCCUCAUUCUCACAUUCUGGGAAGAGAGUCUGCAUCAGUGCCCUCUGGCUGCCAUCUGGAGUACAUUUUAAUAAUCUCCAAUACAACCAUGUAGGUGUCAAUUUCCGUGUUGACAUUCCACGCAUAACGUCGGCAGAGCUGGAUCUCAGAUUACAGUAGCUGGUUUGAGACGUGUGUAUUUAUUGGGUAACGUGAUUUAUGACACAGAGUGAGGGGAGGAAAGGAAGAGGGGCAAAGUUCAGAAGCAGAUAGACAAAGCGAAAGAAAUGUCUGCGAAUAAGAAUUGCCUAAUGAAGCUGUUAAUAAAUUGCUAGUUUUUGUAUAAGAGACAUUGGCUCUUAUUAUGUGUUCGUUACAGCAUCAUUAGGAACAUUUACAGUAAGUCGCCAUUCAAAGUUCUUGCCCAGCCUCAAAGUCACUUCUCACAGCAUCAGUUCUAGCUAAUUGUCCAGUGCUGGAAUGCAUUGCAGAAAGUUUUGGGGAAUGGUUUCUGCAGUCCUUGUCUUGAUCUGGCCCAUUUUCAAUUGUUACCUGUGUCUUUCCUCCAACUCCAACCCUACACUUGACCCUGUUCUGUUUUGAAGUUAUCUUAUUGACAAGCCAAAUUGUAAUCCCCUUCACCUAAUCUUUUCCUCAAGUUCUACUAGGCUGGAAAGAAUUUUAAAAAG
This is a messenger RNA of Thamnophis elegans (Western terrestrial garter snake), 2866 nucleotides long. RefSeq names its product NADH:ubiquinone oxidoreductase subunit B4 (gene NDUFB4). The record is from RefSeq and is a predicted model, not a curated record. Bases 56 to 466 code for a protein of 136 amino acids. The transcript has 3 exons. Lineage: Eukaryota; Metazoa; Chordata; Lepidosauria; Squamata; Natricidae. Gene Ontology annotation, cellular component: mitochondrion.